CCAAGAUCCCAGAGAAAGAUAUUUCCAAAGAACGCGGGAAACACGCGCCGUGCCGCGGCCAGAUAGCAGAAAUGCAGAGCCAACAGCAUCCGGCGCCUGCUUCAGGCCCAGGCCCGGGCACAGGCUCAGGCACCCCACGCUCUGUCCGACAAAGACACAGCGACGUGAAUCUCCUGUCACACUCGGUGAAGCGUCACUCGCUCCACAUCAAUGCAAGCACGCCCCAACCCGGCUCGCCUGGGGUUCAGUCGCCCCGCCUACCACCCAGGUCCCCGAGUAUCCCACCCAACGCACUGCGUCGCAGCUCCAGCGUAGCGAGCCUCAACCGAGCACCAUCACGAGCAUCCUCGCCAGCGCUGGCAAGAAAAUCCUCAUCCUCGUCACUACGAAGCGAUACAACCGGUUCUCCACUAGCCAUCUCGUCCCGUCGAGCAUCCUUUGUUCCAAACAUGCCUUCGCCGAUGGGGGCGAAGCAUCCUCUACCGCCGCCAUUGGAGGAGAAGCUGCCACUGCGUGCCUGCGAUGUCGCCGAAGACUACUUCAAGAGAGAGCUGGCACGACAUGAAGAUGUGGAUAGCGCAGUCCAUGCAGGCACCAUCGUUAUCGUCCACGAUCAGUGCUAUGGCCACCGCUUCUCGCGGCCCAAGACACCAAAGGGCGUGCUUAGCACCAUCAUGGAACGCCCAGAGAGGAUCCUAGCCAGCGUAAAGGGAAUAUCGGCGGCUUAUGUGCAUCUCGGCGAACGUCAUUGCGAAGGAAGCAAUCCGCCACACCCAGACGUUGGCCUACCCACACGCAUCCCUUUCAAGAUCCGCAAGACCUCGCGGCUCGUCGACAUCACCUCCCCAGUCGUCACGAAUGUACAUGGAACUAAAUGGAUGGCAGAGCUGAAGUCUCUGUGUGACAACGCAGGGCGAAAGCUGGCUUCAACUGGGAAAGAGCUGUCUAGGGAUGCGCCUGCGAUUCCUGGACAGAAGCCAAAGACCGAACUGCACACUGGCGAUUUGUAUCUCUGUCCGGAAUCAUUGAAUGCGUUUCAAGGCGCUCUUGGAGGCGUGCUAGAUGCUGUGGACGCUGUUUUCGAAAACACUGCAACGGGUAACGGACCCUCGCGAGCCUUCGUCUGCAUCCGUCCACCAGGGCACCACUGUUCUGCCGACUUUCCAUCCGGAUUCUGCUGGCUCAACAACGUUCAUGUUGGAAUCGAGCACGCAAUGAUGAACUAUGGGCUGACGCAUGCGGCCAUCAUUGAUUUUGACUUGCAUCACGGGGACGGUUCGCAGACCAUUACAUGGGCGCGCAACAAGAAAGUCCAAAACAUGCCAAAGAACACGCCUAGCUGGAAGAAAUCGUCAAUUGGCUACUUCAGCUUACACGACAUCAACUCGUAUCCGUGCGAAGAUGGGGACGACGAUAAAGUACAGGCGGCUAGUCUGUGCAUCGAGAACGCGCACGGCCAAUCCAUCUGGAACGUGCAUCUGCAGUCCUGGAAGACGCCUGAGGAAUUCUGGGAUAUUUAUGAGGAGAAAUAUUUGGUCUUACUCGAGAAGGCUCGCCAGUACCUCAAGUUCCAUACCAGCCGAUUACAAAACAGUCCCAAGGAUCCUGCUCCCAAGGCGGCCAUUUUCCUGUCCGCUGGAUUCGACGCCAGUGAGUGGGAAACCGCAGGCAUGCAGCGGCAUUCCGUCAAUGUGCCGACAGAGUUCUACGCUCGUUUCACACGAGAUGUGGUACUGCUUGCGCAAGAAGAAGGCACGGCUGUCGACGGUCGUGUAAUAUCAGUCUUGGAGGGUGGUUACAGUGACAGAGCGCUCACUAGUGGAGUUCUCAGUCAUCUCAGUGGUCUUUGCGAUGGCCAGGUCUGGACUAACGAGAAAUCUUCGAAGGGGCUGUCAGCCGAUAUGCACCAUCGACUGAACGGUCUCAGCAUGCAUGACGAAGACAUUGCAAUGCAGUCAGUAGAAACCGAAUCUAUGCCGAUCACCUACGACACCCACUGGUGGCACCCAGAUAAAUUAUUCAUGUUGGAGAAUCCUGGUGAAUUGCCUCCAGUACCCGCUAUGCCGAAGCCACCUCCUGGUCCCCUAGCACAUUUCUCAUCUCCAACACAAUCGUUUACUGCGAAGGUGGUUGACCCCACCAAAUUGCGAAGCAUGUCUAGCAGGCACACUAUCACUCCCGGCCGAGCAGUCACUCCACCUCCGCCAGAAGUGGAUUGGGCUACUGCGGCACAUGCACUGAGCAAGUUGUUGAUACCCUCAGACCGACAAACUCGCAGCUUCAAGCCAGAAGAACUGUCAGAGCCCAAGAUCAAAAAGGAGAAGCCGGCGGCUCAGACCUUGCCGUCCGUACGUGUCGAACCCUCAGGUCGACAGCUUCGUGGACGCAAACCUGCCACAUCUUACGUCGAGCCAGGCUUGGACGAUAACAAAACAGGUCUUCGCGCCGACUCAAGGGCUGGCCGUCGACAGACCAUUGCUGACUUUGGCCCAACCACUGAAGAACCUCCUGCAGCAGCUCGGUCCACGUCCCGUCGCAUGAGUAUCGCAUCGAGCGUUUCCUCAAUGCGUGAUAGAAGUCUCAGUCGCGCACCAAGCGCGGCUGCGAGCCGGAGAAGCGUGGGACCUGGGCCGACGACUUCUAACGGCGUUGCAGUAAAGAAGAGUAGGGGUGCUGCGACUGCCGGGCCUUCCCGUACAACUGAGCGCCCACCGGUACCACGAAUACCUUCGAAUUUCACAGGCAAAACUACUAUGCCGAAAGAGAAGGAGAAUGAUGACAUGGACGCCCUCACUUCUGGCCUGAAACGCGUCACUUUGAAGAUGCCUUCCAGGGAAGAGUACGAGGCUCGAGAGAAAGAGAAAAUGGAAAAACAACAAGCAUUUGAGGCGUCGAAAAAGUUAUCCACAAAGACUACCGCCCGGAAAACGCCUGCAGCCCGCACCACAGCCCCAAAACCAGCUUCAAAACCCAAUGCAGCAAAGAGGGGACCUGGUCGGCCACCCAAGUCGUCAAGGCCUCCAUCGCCUGUUGAGAUGCACAUCUCGACCCCGGUGCCUGAGUCUCCAAGAUUGCAAAGUGCCGCCACACUGCCGCUUGAACAACCCCAACCCAUGUCACCUUCGCAAACCUCACCGCUUGUCGAGAGGUCGCAAGCUCUCUUUCCCAGCGCCCCAUUUCCAGCGGAUCGUCGCGGGUCUUUGGGAGCGCUCAUCCAACCACCGAGCGAAAUGGGAGAGAUGGUUGCAACAGCUGAACAGCUCCGUGAACGACUGCCCAAGUCGUCGUUUGUAACGGUGACUGAUCUAUUGCCUACGAUUGUGUCGCCUCCGAGAGCUGAUUCGCCUCCUGCGCCUCCGCCGUCGACGAUCCCUCAAUUUGUCCACUACACCAGUCAAACGUUCGGCGCGUCUCCCACAGAGUCGCAGCCGCCGACUUCUUUGCAGUGGCUGCCUCCUAACACAGAAGAGGCUCCUGUCUCAGUGGCGGGACGUCGACCCAUGUCACCUGCCAAGAAGAGGGAGGACUUGCCCGUAUUCAGUGCGAACGGGAUGAUUCCUUUCGCGCCUAAUUUCAGCACAGGGACAACCAACAUGGGCGCGGCGAGUGCAUCUUCAGCAGUGCAUCAAGGUGCACACACAGUUGUCAAGACGGAGGAAGACGAGACCUUGUGGGAGGUGCCUGAGACGCCUCCAUAUUGAGUGUUUCACGCGACGCACUUCAUUGUACCGCCAGAACCGCGUCUGCACGACACGGAUUGUGGCGUUGUUUGGCGGGGCUCGUGUUUGAGGCGUUCGCGGAGAGCGCACCCGAAGCAGCUGUAGGGGCUUGUUGGAGCCUAUUUGUGACUUUCAAUCGACUUACGCUUUCCUUUGUAUUGCGAUUUUGCGUGUUUCAGAAAAUAUGUGCUUUACAGAGAUACCCAGAGACCUGGCUCGCGCGUUUAGAAUGGAUAAUAUCACCUUGGCCCUGCUACUACUCUGCUCCGUGACUCCUGUGGUGUUUCUCGCGAAGUUUCAGAGCUUACUCUACGUCUGCAUGCAGUCCCCGCAUCUGCAUGGCUGCGCGCAGGACAGAGCCAAUAAUUGAUCUGCAGAGCUGUCAUGGGAGCAGGGAGCAGGGCGCCGUGCGGGGUGGAGCUUUGACG
Molecule: messenger RNA, 4147 nt
Organism: Dothidotthia symphoricarpi CBS 119687
Lineage: Eukaryota; Fungi; Ascomycota; Dothideomycetes; Pleosporales; Dothidotthiaceae
Product: Arginase/deacetylase
Exons: 1
Coding region: 72-3701 (1209 amino acids)
Cellular component (GO): nucleus
Molecular function (GO): histone deacetylase activity
Source: RefSeq, a predicted model, not a curated record